UUUUGGGUUUUGAACUAAAUUACCAAGGCUAAAACUACACUGCCAGUCAUGAGCGGACAAGGUGAUCCGCUGUGGCGACCCCUGACCGGGAAAAGCCAAAAGAGAGAGAGAGAAAACUAAAUUACCAAGGCUUACAAUAAGUCUAUAAUGACAGACAUUACAGUUUCAUACUUCUUUGUCGUAAAAUGCGUGCUGAUGUUUCUUCACUUUUAAUUUGAUUUACAAAAAAAAAACUUCACAAGUGUUAUAUUGUUGUUGACAGCGACGUAGGCAGCACGGGCAUCUUCAUUCUUGAACGCGGAUUAUGCUGUCGGCAUGGUCCAGUGGUCUUCAUUACCGCCCUUUAUCCUUUCAGUUUGACAUACGAGCAAAGACAGCACUACAAUAUUUUAACCAUUAUGAACAGGCUAUUGGCUAUGAAAACUUUCGACUCCACAUUACAACUGUAGAACUAACGUAACUCAACCCACCACCAAAUCUGUUCCUGGGGAAGGAUUUAGAGUACGGACCGGAAAGGAGAAGAAUGACAUAUGUGUAGGACAGUGGUAGAAAGUUGCAUGUGAAGAGAGUCAGUUUGACAGUGUAAUUAUUUUAGAGACAUAUAUAUAUUAUACACAUAUUCUUGUCAAUGGCUGUUCGGAGUUGUAGACUGUUUUCGUGGAUUGGUGGGUGUCUAACAAAACGGGAUCUGAUUUGUGGCAAAACUGUUAAUAUAAACAGAGGACCAUGCUGGUUCUUUGUUCGUAGUGUGAAGAGCAGCACCUGGUGGGAUGAGCACCUUUCUGAAGAAAACAGCCAGUUUUUACGAAGAUUAAUCCCUGAGGAAUACAACGCCCUAGCAAAUAGCAAGCUUUGCCCACUGAAAGAUGAGCCCUGGCCACAACAGCCCUGGGUAGAAGGUUCGUUACGAGUAGGUCUAAUUGCUGUGAAGCUGGGGAUGAUGCCAGUAUGGACCAAAAGUGGUGAAAGACAUGUUGUUUCAUUACUUCAGGUAGAGGACUGCCAUGUCAUAAAAUACAUUCCAAAAGAAGAAUAUGAUGGGAAAUCAGCUGCUUUAUUUGUUGGAGGAAAAGUCUCUUCUCCAUUUUCUAGAUCAGAAUCUUUACUGCAAAUGUACCGAGAUGCUGGAGUGCCGCCAAAGCAGAAACUGUCAACAUUCAAAGUGUCUGAUAAUGCCAUCCUAAAGCCAGGUACUCCACUGUAUGCUGCUCACUUCCGUCCAGGACAGUACGUAGAUGUCACAGCAAAAACAAUUGGCAAAGGUUUUCAAGGAGUUAUGAAACGGUGGGGAUUUAAAGGACAGCCUGCGUCACAUGGACAAACCAAAACACAUAGGAGACCUGGAGCAUCUGGCCCUGGAGGGAAACCUGCAAGAGUGUGGCCUGGAAAGAAGAUGCCUGGGCAGAUGGGAAAUAUUUACAGAACAUCAUUUGGACUAAAGGUUUGGAGAAUAAACACAAAACACAACAUCAUUUAUGUAAAUGGGUCUGUCCCAGGACACAGAAACUGCUUACUGAAGGUCAGGGACACAAACCUACCCACUCGUAUGGAACAUAACAAGAAUCCUCCUUUUCCUAUUUUUGCUGAUGGAGAGGAACAGCUGCCAGAGGACCUAUACGAUGAGGAAAUGUUCCAAUUCUCUGAACCUUCUAUUGUGUAUUCUUAGUGUGGAUGGCCGAUCAGGCUGUCCCAGAGUCCCUUGCUGUUUCUGCAGCUUGUCCAUCUUGGGAGAGAAGACAGACAGAAUUACAUGAUUUAUAUCCAUGAUACUGUCUGAAACUUCCUCUAAUUGCUGGUUUAGAAAGCAAAAGUGUAUUAAAAUUAUUUUUUUGGCCAUCUUAAAUUUUUCAUGUUUCUGAACUACAGACUUUACUGUGAGCAACAUUGAAAUCAACUGUAAAUAAAAAUGCUUUUGUUUCAUAA
This is a messenger RNA of Protopterus annectens (West African lungfish), 1923 nucleotides long. It is a transcript of the gene MRPL3, whose product is annotated as mitochondrial ribosomal protein L3. Gene Ontology annotation, biological process: translation. The record is from RefSeq and is a predicted model, not a curated record. Gene Ontology annotation, cellular component: ribosome; mitochondrial large ribosomal subunit. Lineage: Eukaryota; Metazoa; Chordata; Ceratodontiformes; Protopteridae. Gene Ontology annotation, molecular function: structural constituent of ribosome.